Molecule: messenger RNA, 9858 nt
Organism: Phycodurus eques (leafy seadragon)
Lineage: Eukaryota; Metazoa; Chordata; Actinopteri; Syngnathiformes; Syngnathidae
Gene: vwa8
Product: von Willebrand factor A domain containing 8
Exons: 44
Coding region: 365-5803 (1812 amino acids)
Cellular component (GO): cytoplasm
Molecular function (GO): ATP hydrolysis activity; ATP binding
Source: RefSeq, a predicted model, not a curated record
UAUUUUGGGCGCCGUGUUGGGGAAAGACGGCUGGAUGUGGAGGAGCCACGAGGUCAAACUUGUCAGCACGUCCUCGGGUGAAGUUCGAUGACUAAACGGGAAUCAUCUGUCACCUUUUCAUGAUAUUACUUGCGAACCGACCGCAGUUUAUCAGCCACUGUCAGCGGUGAGACGGUGAAGAUUGGAGAUAUUUCUUACAAACUCAAAACGCCACGCAACCCCGAACUGGUUCCUGUCAAACACAGUGUGUCAUCGCCGCGUGUGUCGAGAGCUAGAACCCUUAGAACUUGUCACUUUCCCUCAAUUUGUGCUCUUAGUUUCAGACUUCCUGCCCCAGGCUGUGGCGCAGCACCUGCGAUGGAUCAUGCAGAAAGACCUCUUGGGUCAGGAUGUGUUUCUCAUCGGACCCCCGGGACCCUUGAGGAGAACCAUAGCGAUGCAAUACCUUGAGUUAACCAAACGGGAAGUGGAGUAUGUCGCUCUGUCCAGGGACACCACAGAGACCGAUUUGAAACAGAGGAGAGAGAUCCGGGCCGGGACAGCUUUCUACGUGGAUCAGUGCGCCGUCCGGGCAGCCACUCGAGGGCGCGUUCUGCUUCUGGAGGGUCUGGAGAAGGCCGAGAGGAACGUUCUGCCUGUCCUCAACAACCUGCUGGAGAACCGAGAGAUGCAGCUGGAGGACGGACGCUUCCUCAUGGCAGCCGAGCGCUAUGACAAGCUGCUGCAGGAGCACACAAAAGAGGAGCUUGACGACUGGAAGAUCAUCCGCGUAAGCGAGGACUUUCGGGUCAUCGCCCUCGGUCUUCCUGUGCCCAAAUACAAAGGCAACCCGCUGGAUCCUCCCCUCCGCUCUCGCUUCCAGGCCAGAGACGUCUAUUACCUCCCAUUUAAGGACCAGUUGGAGCUGUUGUACGCGGCAGCGCCAAACAUAGCGGCACAGAGGGUGUCCCAACUGCUGUCGCUUGCUACCACACUGUGCUCCCAGGAAUCAGCCAACCUGGGUCUUCCUGACUUUCCCAUGGACAACCUCCUUAAGGGCAUUAAUGUACUGAAUGUUUUCCCCAUGAUGUCCUCGCAGCAGCUGGUCCAGAGACUUUACCCAUACCAUAGUAUGUUGGGCAAGGACGGGCGCAGCGCUGUGGAGACUGUGCUCAGUAAAUUUGAGCUUCUGGACAGCCCCAGCAACAGCAACACAUCGAGCAGCGCCGUCGUCAGCGUGUCCAGAACCGCUGGUGUGGAGGGCUACGCGGACGUCACCUUGCGUGUCGCACAGAAAGACGUUACAUUUCAGGUCCCCGCGGGCACCAAGGAGCCGCGGGCACCCAACUGCGGCCGCGCCUUCGUCAGCACCCCCAGCCACUCGCAGCUGAUUGCUGACAUGAUGCAGUCGCAUAUGGUGAAGGACGUGUGUCUCAUAGGAACCAAGGGUUGCGGCAAGUCAGUGGUUGCCAGAGAGUUUGCUGAGAUGUUGGGUUACAGUUUAGAGCCUGUCAUGCUCUACCAGGACAUGACAGCCAGGGACCUCCUCCAGCAGAGGUUCACUCUCCCCAGCGGCGACACGGCGUGGCGUCCGUCGCCGCUGGUCACCGCCGCCUUGGAAGGCAAGCUGCUGCUGCUGGACGGUAUACACAGGGUCAACCUGGGAACGCUGGCCGUCCUUUCCAGGUUACUUCAUGACCGGGAGUUGGAUCUGUACGAUGGCACCAGGCUGCUGAGGUGGGACAGAUACCAGGCACUGAAGGAGGAACAGAACUUGACCGACCAGCAACUUCAAGAGAAGUCAAUCUUCGCCAUCCACCCGUCGUUCCGUGUGCUCGCCCUUGCCGAGCCCUCGCUAGUGGGCGGCGACGGCGGCAAAGGUCAGCAGUGGCUGGGUCCUGAAUUGCUCACCAUGUUCCUGUACCACACUGUCAGUCCGCUGGCCCGAGCCGAGGAGCUGGACCUCCUGCGAGGGCUGUCUCCUAAUGUUCCUACGGAGGCUGCCGAACAGCUACUGCACCUCACACACACACUGCAACAGACAAAUGACCCCACGGCUCAGUCUCUGGCCUCCUCCCUCUCCAGCAGACAGCUGCUGCGGAUCUGUCGCCGGCUCUCUCGCUACCCUGAGGAGAGCGUCGCCCACGCCGUCAACAAGGCCUGCCUCUCCAGAUUUCUUCCCAGCUUGGCCCGCGGCUCGCUCCAGAAAAGCCUCGCCAACUGCGCCAUACAUGAGACUCCGGGCGCUGAACACACACGUGACUUCACUUGUAUGGUCAAAGAUGGAGUGCUGACUAUCGGCAAAGUGUCUGCUCCCGUCAACAAGCCCAACGAGAAAAUGAAGGUUCCAGAUGUGCUGUUCUAUGAUAAUCCCCAGCACAUGAGGGUGAUGGAGGACAUGUUAAAAGACUUUCUUUUGGGAGAACACCUCCUCUUGGUAGGGAACCAGGGUGUGGGAAAGAACAAAAUAGUGGACCGGUUCCUGCACCUUCUAAACCGGCCCAGAGAAUACCUACAACUGCACAGGGAUACGACCGUGCAGACGCUGACGCUGCAGCCUUCAGUCCGAGAUGGUAUCAUCACGUACGAAGACUCGCCGCUGGUCAAAGCCGUGAAGGCGGGACACAUUUUGGUGAUCGACGAGGCCGACAAAGCUCCCACCAAUGUCACCUGCAUCCUCAAAACGCUGGUGGAGAGCGGAGAGAUGAUUCUGGCCGACGGACGCAGAAUUAUCUCCGAUCCACUGGAAGCCAAGGGGAGGCCCAACACCGUCGUCAUGCACCCAGACUUCAGGAUGAUGGUGCUGGCUAACCGGCCGGGCUUUCCCUUCCUGGGCAACGACUUCUUUGGAGCUCUAGGCGACAUCUUCAGCUGCCACGCCGUGGACAACCCCGAGCCCCGGGCCGAGCUCGCCAUGUUGAAGCGCUACGGCCCCGACGUUCCCGACGCCACUCUGGAGAAGCUGGUCGCCGCCUUCGGAGAGCUCCGCUCCAUGGCCGACCAGGGCGCCAUUGCCUACCCGUACUCUACUCGCGAGGUGGUUAACAUUGUCAAGCAUCUCCAGAAAUUCCCCAACGAGGGUCUGGCCAACGUGGUGCGGAACGUCUUCGACUUCGACUCGUACAACAAAGACGCACGCGACGUCCUGAUGGAGGCGCUGCACAAGCACGGCAUCCCCAUCGGAGCCAAGCCCGACUCCGUCCAACUGGCCAAGGAGUUGCCUCUGCCAGAAGCCAAGUUGACUGGGUUCUGGACGAUAAACCAAACAGGCAACCCCCGGCACAAACUGCUGUGUCCCUCUGAGACGCAUCGCAUUGACGUCAAGGGCCCCGUCUACCUGCGUGUUCAGGCCUAUCCUUGCAACAGGCAGGGAAGCCGGGCGUCGAGUUUCAACGAGGAAAAAGCCAGCUGGCAGAUCCCCAUCAACCAAGUCAACAUCAUCUGCGAUGUCGCCACCAAAGAUGACACUCUGUACGUGGCCACAUGUAACCCGGUGACGCUUUACUCCAUGAAAGAGAGCGGAGAAACCAUUCAGUGCGUGGAGCUUCACGACGUCUUCCCCAGAACCAUCAGCGGCGUGUGGCAGCCUUUUGUCACCGUGGCCUCCCUGGGAGGUCCAUUGGAUGGGCAGGCGGUGCUGCACGAGCAACAGAGUAACACGGUGCUCCACGUGGACGUGGCCACGGGCGCAGUGCGGCGGCUCGUCAUGUCAGCGGACGGCGAGCGGACCCCCGGCAGAGCUUCUCAUUGGUGGAGCGGUAAAGAAGCGCAGGGAGAGUAUAAAAUGUGCCGCGACUUCGCCCACAAGAACUGGCUCCUCUUCUACAAGGAAGACGGCAACCGGCUGGAGGUGCUGGAUGUGCUGGAGGGCCGGGUUCACGCCAUCUCCCUGCCCGUCAACCUCAAGUCGGUCUUCCUGGUGGCGGAGGAUCGCUGGCUGCUGUUGGAGAGCAAGACCGACAAGAAGUUCCUGCUGACCAAGCCCACGCACACGGCGGCCGAGGAAUCGGGCGCGUGUCGGCUGCACAGCGUCGACGAGGACGCCGUCAGCUCGGGCCAAGGGGCCGCCGGCGCGGCCGAUCGGUCCGUGCCCCAGAUGCUGUCAUGUGAUCAGCUUCCCGACGAGGAUCUCAGCGCCGCUCUCGGCCAGAAGAUCGUCUCCCCGAAUCGCGUCAUGGCCGACGCCGGCGCUUUUGCGCGAAUCGUCGUGGGCUUCCCGGAGCUCACGUCUCCCAACGAGGUGUACAGCUUUCAGAGGACAGUCGACCUAUCACAGAUGGAGGCCGGCGGCGGCGCCCGCGCGUUCCCGCGAGGUGGUCUGCGGACUACUGCGGCCAAACAGAGCAACUGUGUGAGUCUGCUGUCGGCCAGUCAGGUGGUGCGGGCCCUUCCGCCGAGCAAGGUGCCCCUGAAGCAGCUCUACCCCGAAGGUGUCAGCCCUCCGAUGGCAGCAGCCUACCUGGAAGUGACGGAUCUCAACUCGAAAAAAGUCAAAUAUAUUCCUGUCCCCGGGUCGACGUCGGCGUCGCCCUACGCUAACUGGCUGUCCAAGGUGUCCGAGACAGACGUGCUAAUGGCGCCGCUCGCCUCGGGCGCCGUGGUCACGGUGGACGCGGGCGGCCGCGCGCGGCUCUGGGAGACGGGGACCGACGCGCUGCGCCGAUCGUUGACGGAGUGGAGGAAGAUGAUCGGCUCCGAGGACGGCCGGCCCGUGCAGAUCACCGUCCAGAGGGACAGCGGUCUGGACGUUUCCGCUCCGAAACACGGCAAGGUGGAUACUACCAAUGCGCCCCACGUGGGCGGAAACCAGUGGGCGGGCGGCACAGGAGGUCGAGACACCGCCGGUCUGGGCGGGAAAGGGGGCCCGUACCGCUUGGAUGCGGGACACAAGGUGUUCCAGGUUUCCCAGGCGGAGAAGGACGCCGUGCCUGACCAUGUCCGCAGAGCUGCGCGAGAAAUGGCGGAAAAAGCCUUCAGAGACAGGCUGAAGGAGAUCGAUAUGAGCGAGUACGACGCCACCACCUACGAGCGAUUCUCCAGCGCCGUCCGGAAACAAGUUCAGUCCCUGCGCAUUAUCUUGGACACUUUGCAGGCCAAAGCCAAGGAGCGCCAGUGGCUGAAGAACCAAGCUCUGGGCGAACUGGACGACGCCAAAAUCAUCGACGGCCUCACCGGCGAAAGGGCCAUUUACAAACGCAGGGGAGAACUGGACCCCGAGCCCGGCACGCCCCAGCAAAAACCCAAACGUCUGCGGGUGCUCGUCGACGUGUCGGGGAGCAUGUACCGCUUCAACGGCGUGGACGGCCGCCUGGAGCGCUCCAUGGAGGCCGUGUGUAUGGUCAUGGAGGCUCUGGAAAGCUACGAACACAAGUUCAAGUACGACAUCGUGGGCCACUCGGGCGACGGCUAUGACAUCGAACUGGUCCGAGUGGACAAAGUCCCCAAGAACAACAAGCAGAGGCUCCAAGUUAUCAAGACCAUGCACGCCCACUCUCAGUUCUGCAUGAGCGGCGAUCACACGCUGGAGGGCACGGCGGCCAGCGUCGAGGAGCUGGCGCGGGAGGAGGCCGACGAGCGCUUCGUGGUGGUGCUGAGCGACGCCAACCUGGAGCGCUACGGCAUCGGACCCGAGCGCUUCGCCCGGGUCCUCGUCUCGGACCCCCGGGUCGACGCCUUCGCCGUUUUCAUCGGCUCUCUGGGCGAUCAGGCCGAAAGACUCCAGCAGACCCUUCCGGCCGGGAGGUCCUUCGUUGCUAUGGAUACCAAGCGGAUCCCCCAAAUACUGCAGCAGAUCUUCACAUCCAGCUUGCUGGUCGGGGUCUGACGGUGCCUCCGACUGAUCGCACACGCACGCACGCACACACACACACACACACACACACACACAGCCACACUUUCCUGCCGACUAUUUUGUUGACUGGGAAUGAGUGAGGAAUGCCCCACCUGAGUGCGGCGGCCGCCUUUCCUCGAGCCCCCGCGACGUCCGCGUCAACGCGCUCGCUCGGGGCGCCGACGGUCAAGUCGGUCCUGCGAGGAAUCGGAGAUCCUAUUUCGUGGGUAGACCUCCCGCUCCGUCGGCACAAGUGUCGCUGUGACGUCGCUGAAGCCAUCACAUCAACUUUUCAGUGGCAUUUGGAUUAAAAUAAAAACAUUUUAAAAGUGCAGCAUUUAUGGAUUAAGCUUUGAACAAAAAAAGUGUCUGAUGUGCUUUUCAUGUCACACAGCAGCGUAUUCAUUAUAAAAGUAGCUUUUCUGAGCAUGUCACUCGUUGCUAGGCAGAGUUUGUCACAACCCGGUCUACCAUUUUCUGUAGCGCUUGUCCUCGUGAGGAUCGCGGCCGAGCUGGAUCCUAACCGGGCGACUUCGGGUGAGAGGUAGGGGUGCGACCUUUACCGGUCGCCAGUCAGUCGCAGGACUCAUAUAGACGUGCGACCGUUCACUGUCACAUCCGUGCCUUCAAUUAGCUUAACACAGAACAACCGUAAGGCAGCAGAGAGAUUCAAACCCUAACCUUAGCACCGUGCUAACCUCUAGGCCGCCGUGCUGCUUGGCGCGACACAAUUUUAACAUGUCGACACAUUUUUAAAAAGUUGCUCUUAGCAGACUGGCAAAAACCAACUUAAAAAACUGCUCUUUGUGUGUCAACAGCUCUGUAUUAAUUAUAAAACUUGACCCAGCUCCAGAAAAUGUCCGGGACACAUCACACACUUGCCCGGCUGCUUGUUGCCAGACAGACAGAGAGAGAGAAAAAAAAGGCAUUUAUGCUGUUUGCUGGCUGACCCACAUCACGAAGAAAGGACAGGGAGAGGCGACAGGAACAGGAAGUCAGACCAAAACAGAACGUUUAUUGACACACAUGAACUUUGAACUUGACUCGCUGCUCUGCAUUCAACCGAGUGUUUUGACCACAGCGCUGUCUGGCCGGCGCACUCGCCCGAAAGCGCAAUCAGCGUUUGGCGGACUGAGCGGAUCACCGGAACCGCACGAGCUUCCGUUGAUUUGACCUCAUCGAAUGUUCUUGGACAAUUUCCACAUUUAAAGACCCCCAAAAGUGACCAAAAUUAGUUAACAAGCCAGACAAUAAACGAAUGGAUACAAAAAUCACAAAAAUACGUGAAAUCAAGCUUCCACAAGGUCAAGAACUGAGACAUUCUUUCAGCUUGCAGACGCUGCAGGCAUGUCGCUGAGAGCUCCCGCCUCGAGCCUGUCAAUCAAAGACGUGCGCUGACGUCCGACUUGCGACGGGCUCGCUUCGCCGCUGCCUCGCGACGCACGUCGCCCAAAAAUAUGAUACUUUAGGGAAGAUGCAUUUUUUCCCAGUUGUGGGCAUAGUUUCAAGGCCCAUUGCGCGCUAUACGCGCUAUACUGGUCAAAGUGGGUUUCGGAACAAGGAAGUGGAAAUUCCGGCAAAUGGCCACUGCAUGGGAUAAGGGUGCUUGCCGCAUCCUCGUCUCAUCUUCGUGAUGUCAAAAGGAUGCUUUUUAGCCACGUCCACAAAAUCAGGAAAAUUGAGGUGAAAAAGAGUUUGAAGCCAUAUCUCAACAAUUCAGUACUACAGUGGUGUAAAAAUCUCUUUGCUCCCUUCCUGAUUUCUGAUUUUUUUUUGCAUGUUUGUCACACUUAAAUGUUUCCCAUCAUUCAAUUAAAAAAAAUAUUAGUCGAAGACUGUCAGGGUUCCUGUAAUGAGUUGGACCCAAACGCAGAGGCGAGAAAUGGACGGUUCAAGAAUGAAUGUUUAUUGGGCAAUCACUAGGUCGGAGGCAGACAACCGCUGGCAGGCGAGGAGGCUUUGUGGGCUUUGUGGGCUUUGUGCGGGUUGGCAGGUACUGGAGAUGCGCAGGCUCUGGUGGUCAGCGAGUGGCAGGAGAGGGAACAAGCGCAACGACGGCUUAGAACAGUUCUCAAAAGUCUCAAGGUUCAGAAUUGCUACAUUACAAACUCGAAGUAGGCACUAGAGAAUCUGGCGGUGUGCUGGAGUCCAGGGCCAUCUUAAAUUGGGGAUGGAAAACAGCUGCUGAGUAUCUCCAAUGCACCGCACCUGCAAGAAAUCACACACACACUCUGGGGCAGAGCUCAGGAUGCUGCGACAGCAGACCUGACAAAGACAACACAAGUAAACACAAAAUUCAGUUUUUUUACUUUGAAGGAAUAAAUGAAGUGGACCAAAAAGAUCCUCAAAAGCUCGACAUCAUGCUGAGAUCUGAAGAAAUUCAGGAACAAAUGAGAAAGAAGGUAAUUGAGCUCUAUCAGUGUGGGAAAGGUUACAAAGCCAUUUCUAAAGCUUUGGGACUCCAGUGAACCACAAUGAGAGCCAUUUUCAGCAAAUGGCGAAAACACAGAACAGUGGUGAACCUUCUCAGGAGUGGUCAGCUGACCAAAAUGACCCCAAGAGCGCAGCGACGGACGACUCAUCCGAGAGGUCCCAAAAGACCCCGCAACGACCUCCAGAAGAAAUGCAGGUUCCUCAGUUAAGGUCAGUUUUCAUGACGACACCACGAGAAAGAGUUCUAAGACGAAAACCACUGCUGAGCAAAAGCAACAUUUAAGGCUUGUCUCAAUUUUGAAAGAAAUCAAUCAAAAAAUAGACAUCUUGAUGAUCCCCAAGACUUUUGGAAAAACAAAAAACAAUUUCUGAUGAGACAAAAGUGGAACUUUUUGGAAGGUGUGUGUCCCAUUACAUCUGGCGUGACAGUAACACCUCCUUUCAGAAAAGAGUCGCGUGAUGGCGUGGGGCUGUUUUGCUGCUUCAGGACCUGGAAGACUGGAGACUAAAGACUAAACGGAAGCAUGAAUUCUACUGUUCACCCAAAAGUCCUGGAGGAGAAUGUCCGGCCAUCUGUUUGUGACCUCAAGCUGAAGCCAACUUUGGUUCUGCAGCAGGACAACCAUCGAAAACACACCAGCAGGUCCACCUGUGAAUGGCUGAAGAAAACCAGAAUGAAGACUUUGACCUUCAAAAGGGGCUUCAUACUUGAAAAUCCUCUAAUGUGGCUGAAUGACAACAAUUGUGCAUAGAUGAGUGGGCCAAAAUUCCUCCACAGCAACUCAUUGCAAGUUAUGGCAAACGCUUGAAUUGCAGUUGUUGCUGCUAAGGGUGACCCAACCAGUUCUGGGCUUUUGGGGGCAGUCACUUUUUCGCACAGGCCCAGGUAGGUUGAAUUUUUUAUUUUUAUUCCCCCCCUUUCCCGUAAUAAUAAGAACCUUCAAGUAAAAACUGCAUUUUGUGUUUACUUGUGUAAAUUUGUUUGAUGAUGGGAAACAUUUGUGACAAACGACGAAUGGGGCCAACCCUUUUUCACACCGCUGUGUACUGUAUUGUUUUCAGCACUUCAAACAUGCUGAGAAACAAAAGACAUUUACAUUUUGGGGGUCUUUAAAGCAGGGCACAAAUGAAGCAAUGUAUGUCAAGCAUACGGUAUACGUGAUUGUAUUUAUAUUUGCUUUGGAACACUCUUAUUUUGAGAAUGUUUCCGCCCGCUAACGUGACCUCCGUAAACCUGACGCAGAGUGAGAAGCGCUUGUCGUCACGUCACUUGCGUGUGAAUUUCUUUUCUCUCCAUUCGUCCUCGAUUGCUGCAGCUGUGUGAAUGUUUUAAUGAAGUCGUUUGUGUUUGACUGUGAAGAUGACUUUUGGCGAGAUGACUGCCGUUGCUUGAGAAGCAGGCCGAAGUGCUCGGUAUAAUUUUGCAUUGUCUAUUGUUCUUAGCUUCAGUGCUAGCUUUAUGAUAAUUGUGACAUUUAUGUUUGCCUCCUCUGUAAGUCUGAACUUUUGGUUCUACGGUGUGGUGUGUCGAGGUGUGAUUAAACAUCUGUAAAUAAAAGUAAAAUGAGAUCGAGCAGCUUCUGGAACGUACGUCACCCCCACCGACGAACGGUUGC